AUGGAGUUGGAAAGGACGCCGAGAGCAGAGCAGCACGCAGAAGUCAUGUUCAUGAGGGACAUUCCUCGGCUCAGAAGUCAGGCUCUCUUGGAGUUCGUGUGGAAUUUGCUGUGUGAUUUAGGGGCCGGUUUAAUGAACCUGGCCCCGGACACGGGGCUUUUAAAGAACGAGGGUCUGCCGAGCCAGCACUGGUCCCAGUUCGCGCUGAAGUUCCUGGACCCCUCCUUCGUGCCCAUCACCAACUCCCUGAGCCAGGAGCUGCAGGAGAAGCCCUCCAGGUGGGCCUUCAACCGGAGCGCCUUCGCCCAGCAGAGGCAGGAAAUCCUUCAGCACGUCGACGUCAUCAAGAACUUCUCCCUGACCAAGAGCAGCGUCCGCAUCGGGCAGCUGAUGCACUACGACUAUUCCAGCCACAAGUACGUCUUCUCCAUCAGCAAUAACUUCAGGUCCCUGCUUCCCGACGUGUCUCCCAUCCUGAACAAGCACUACAACAUCUGUGCCGUGGUGGGGAACAGCGGGAUCCUGACCGGGAGCCAGUGCGGGCAGGAGAUCGAUAAAUCGGAUUUCGUCUUUCGCUGCAACUUCGCCCCGACCGAGGCUUUCCAAAAAGACGUGGGGAGGAAGACCAACCUCACCACCUUCAACCCCAGCAUCCUGGAGAAGUAUUACAACAACCUCCUGACCAUUCAGGACCGCAACAACUUCUUCUUGAGCUUGAAAAAGCUCGACGGGGCCAUCCUUUGGAUCCCCGCCUUCUUCUUCCACACGUCGGCGACGGUCACGAGAACGCUGGUCGACUUCUUCGUGGAGCACAGAGGGCAGCUGAAGGUCCAGCUGGCUUGGCCAGGGAAUAUCAUGCAGCACGUGAACAGGUACUGGCGGAACAAGCACCUGUCCCCCAAGCGGCUGAGCACGGGGAUCCUCAUGUACACCCUGGCCUCUGCCAUCUGCGAGGAGAUCCACCUGUACGGCUUCUGGCCCUUCGGCUUCGACCCCAACACGCGGGAGGACCUCCCGUACCACUACUACGACAAGAAGGGGACCAAGUUCACCACCAAGUGGCAGGAGUCCCACCAGCUGCCCGCCGAGUUCCAGCUGCUCUACAGGAUGCACGGCGAAGGACUGGCCAAGCUCACCCUGUCGCACUGUGCCUAAGGACCUACAGCUCCAAGUGCCAAAUGAUCGCCUGAAAAAGUGCCCAAA
Molecule: messenger RNA, 1203 nt
Organism: Manacus vitellinus (golden-collared manakin)
Lineage: Eukaryota; Metazoa; Chordata; Aves; Passeriformes; Pipridae
Gene: ST8SIA3
Product: ST8 alpha-N-acetyl-neuraminide alpha-2,8-sialyltransferase 3
Exons: 4
Coding region: 1-1155 (384 amino acids)
Biological process (GO): oligosaccharide metabolic process; N-glycan processing
Molecular function (GO): alpha-N-acetylneuraminate alpha-2,8-sialyltransferase activity
Source: RefSeq, a predicted model, not a curated record